UAUCGUCAAAUGUCAUAAUAAAGUAAAGUAAUUUUACACCAUGGGUGUUGUAAGUUGAACAUUGUUCAGUAAAAUCGUAAUGCAUUUUAGGAAAAGUACAGUCAAGCUUCUGUUAUAAUAUAAGUACAAUAUUACUUUCACAUCGGUCAUUCACCUCGUCAUAUCGAAAAUUUGGACAAAAAAUCAGAAGUAGGUAUGGAACACCGUCAUCGUAGUAUCAAGUGUUUAUUUUGAUAAUAACUUCGUGAUCAACUGUUCUGACCUUUUAAACGAGUUUGUCUGUUUGUCAUUUUCUGCUGAACUGUCAAGAUAAUUUCCGAGGCUUUUUAAUUUUAUUUUCGUUGAAAAAUUGAGGAAUUAAGACAUGGAUAUUAGCCAGUACCAAGAGCAGCUUCUCCAAGUGGAACAAGCCCUUGUCAAUGCUACAGGACAGGAAAGAGAAAGCUUAUUAAGUCUGCAAUCUGAUCUAAAUGAAAUAAUUCAACUCGCCUAUGAAACUAAUGAUGGUAGUGAUGAUGAUAUUAGUGAAGCUACUAAUAGUACUAAUAAGCCAAAUAACAGUUUAGAUGAUGAAUAUGAUCUAUUCAAGGCUGAAAUGGCUAAACUUGACGAGCCAUCAUCAAAUGAUGAUAAAAAUACAGAACCUGUUGUAAAGCUAACCAAAAAUUUGGAAGAAGAAUUAAAGGCUCUUGAAGGUACCAAAUGUCGAGCACCGCAUGGCAGCAGUUGGGGUGGUACAGGAUAUCACAAUGCUAUGAUUUGUUCAGUUCAUGCAGAAAAUAGUGAAGAUUCUGAUUUAAGUGAUGUGAUGGUGAGGAUAUUGUUUAUAAAUCCAACACAUAAAGAAAUGCUUCCUUGUCCUUAUUUUUUGGAUGGAUCUUGUAAAUUUUCUGAAGAACAAUGCCAUUUCUCUCAUGGAGAGCUUAUUUCAUUUGCAAAACUGGAAGAAUACAAAGAACCAGAUUUUUCAAAUCUUAAAAUGGGCAGUAGGAUAUUGUCAAAACAAAAAAACAAUCUGUGGCACAGAUCUGUAAUAUUAAAAUGUCCUGAUAAUUCAGAUGAAUUGUACCAAUUAAGAUCUGAAGCAAGUGGUACUGUGUCAGAAGUUGGAAUACAAGACAUAUUACCUCUAGAUGAUACUGGACUACAAAUGUCUGAGUCUUCUGAUGACAGUGACUAUGAAAAAGAAACUUAUUCAAAUAUAAAUCAAGAACCCAGUGAAGAGUUGAUUCAAAAGGCACUUUUAACAGGUGAUACUAGUAAACAACUUGGUGCAUGGGAGCAGCACACUCGAGGAAUAGGUAGUAAAUUAAUGGAAAAAAUGGGUUACGUACAUGGUACUGGUUUAGGUAAAAACUCUGAUGGUAGAGUUCAGGUUGUAGAAGCAAGUGUUUUGCCAGCAGGAAAAUCACUAGAUUACUGUAUGGAAUUGAAAGAACAUGCUGGUGGUGAUAAAAAUUUAUUCAGUGUUGAAAGACAAAUGCAAAGGCAAAAGAGGAAACUGAAACAACAAAGAGAAAAAGAAUACUCUAAUCAAGUAAAAAGGGAGAAAAGUAAUGUUUUUAAUUUUAUAAACAAAACACUAGGAGACAAGACUGAUGAGCCAAGCAGUUCCAAAGACCACAAAGAAUUGAAAAAAGAGUCUAGUAAAAACCUCAGAAUAGCAAGUUAUCAAAUUGAAGAAAAAUUAUCAAAACUGGAAAAAGAAUCUGCCUAUUUCCAGAAGUCAAUGAAUCAAUUUGCUGCUAAUAGUAUACAACAUAAUAGUGCAGUUGCAAGAUACAAUGAAACUCAAAAAAAAAUCACGAGUUUAAAAGCAUCAGCAAAACGCAUAUCAUCUGAACAGAAUCAAAGAAAAUUCAAGGAGAAGUUCACUGAAUUUUAAUAUCGAAAUGGUAAUCAUUUUCGAAAUGAUAUUAUAGAUUAUUUGUAAAUAAUUAAUUAUAUAUAUAUUAUAUAUUUAUUGAAAAAUUAAUUAUAACGUUUUAAUAAACCCAA
This is a messenger RNA of Trichogramma pretiosum, 1998 nucleotides long. RefSeq names its product zinc finger CCCH-type with G patch domain-containing protein. Bases 365 to 1885 code for a protein of 506 amino acids. The transcript is spliced from 9 exons. Gene Ontology annotation, cellular component: nucleus. Gene Ontology annotation, biological process: regulation of transcription by RNA polymerase II; negative regulation of DNA-templated transcription. Gene Ontology annotation, molecular function: metal ion binding; RNA polymerase II cis-regulatory region sequence-specific DNA binding; DNA-binding transcription factor activity, RNA polymerase II-specific. Lineage: Eukaryota; Metazoa; Arthropoda; Insecta; Hymenoptera; Trichogrammatidae. The record is from RefSeq and is a predicted model, not a curated record.